AUGCCCCCUCGAAUUGGGGCUUUGAUCAAGACGGAGAAAGGUAUCCGCCGGCUCAUGAAAGACGAGUUUGCAAGAGGAUUGGAGAUUCCAAAGACAGACGAAGAAGGGUUGACAGAACGAUGCCUCCACCGGAGCACUUCAGUCCUUCAUUGGGAGUAUCUGUCACGUUCCCUACAAAACCUUUUCUCAAGUGCUACACAAGACCAAGACACGCCUUCUUUGCAACCCUCCCAACAGGACCCAACACUGCUUCCCAUUCCAAGAACUCUCUUUGAAUGGAAACCGGCCGACCUUUCACCGGGCGGAAAAUGGUACCUCAAACGGGUGGCAAAGCUGGAGGUAGCGGCAUCUCACUAUCCUACACCAGAGGCAGUCAUUGUGGAUGGUUUGAACCGACUGAGAAUCCAUAGAGCCAACUACACCGCAGACGGGCCAGUGCCCAAAUGGCUACAGCUUCUGUGGUGGGAGUUCCCGCAAGAACACUGGGAGGAGUUACGAAUGGGAGCACGUCAAAACUUCGCAAAGGACCCCAGCCCUUGUAUUCAACCCAACGCUCCGAUGGAUGCCACUAUGGAAGAAGCGGCAUCUGCCUUUGUGGACGAGCUUAUGUCCUUAGGCGUGGUCCGAGACAUCGAUGAAGGUUGCCAGAUUCUGACUAAUGCACCAUUGUUUGUGGUCCCCAAGGAAGGACAGGAAGGACAAUGGCGGGUCAUCGCGGACAUGCUUUGUGGCGGCCAGAACGACUGCGUAGCUCAAGACCCGGUAUACAUGCCUCGAAUCUCUCACAUUAUCGAUGAGAUGUACACUGGAGGGUAUUCAGCGGUGGUGGACCUCUCGAAGUUCUUUUACAACUUUCCUACUCACGCUGAGGACCGUCCCUAUUUGGGGCUACUUCAUCCCAGAACGAAGGAACUGGUCACCUACUACGGUUUGGCAAUGGGAGCGGAGCGGCCUUUGUACGGCUGCUUAAGGAACGGUUCGAUGUCUUUCAAGGAACGGGACGUGCGAACUGUUAUUGGACCGGCUUUUCGGAGAUUGGAUUCGACCCAAAGCUUGGCCCAAGCGUUGGGGUUCUUCCUGGACACUGUGGUGGACUGCGGGUUUCUCUUCCACCCCAAGAAAUUGAUAACCCCACGACAGGAAGUCAAAUAUUGCGGGUUUCUCUUUGACACACUCAUUGGUGAGAUUCGUCUUCUUGAGCUUGAAUUGGACUGCAUGCUCCAAGUGGUCCACGUUCCGGGACUUGUUCUCAUUUCCCAAGGCACUGAUGGGUUGAGCCGGGGUGUCUGGAUGACACCCUUCAUCCCAACAUGUCAAGCUCCGAGCUCAACAAAGCCAUCUUCGAACCCCUCCAAUUUGACCGGACUCUGGUGUGGGAAGUCUUCCCAGAGCUUACGCACCCAACCUGUCCAUGGUCCUAUGUUGAUUGGAAUCAGCGAUGGACUGCUUCCCUUUGCAUGGGGAAGACUACUUCCUCCACGACGUCCGCCAUCCUUUUUGUUCCUCGACUCCUGGAGUCCAACUGGAGGAACCUUUCAAGAUAUAUCCAAGAGAAGACAGUUCUCUCUACCCACACAAGAGAACCUUCCGCUACCCGCCAACCCUGCCCAUCCCCAUUGUGGUUCUUUAUCUCGCACCUCACCAACCCUCCUUGUCUCUGUCUCCAAGGUUGGGACGCAACUCCCGGUCCCGCAGCGCCCAGAUGGCACAGGGAACAAGCUGCACUUAUGCGUGGGCUGUAAGCAGGGGUUUACUGCCAAAGAAGAACGGCUGGAAUGCACCUUCUCAAGACGAGGCUUUCACAAGUUUCGCCCCUGCCUUUCAGUGUAUCACAAGCGCUGCUUCCGUGCUGGAGCCCCAUUUACCACUUGGAGGAAAGGCGGGGAGGGUUUGUUCCUUCCCAACUCCGUCACCUGGCCCAAUUUUGUGUGCGAGGCAUGUACCGUUCGUCAAGUCACACAACGUGAGCUGGCUGGACCAUCAGACCAGCACCUCUUGAUGCUGGAACGUAUGCGGAUGUUGGAUACUAUCUCUUACUGGGCGCGUGGGACCCAUCAAACAUACAGUUCCAAAAUCAGAGCAAUCCAACGCUUCCAAUCGGACUACAACGUUCCCAUUCUCAAGCCUACUACUCUCAGUGCGCCGCCAGGAAGCUCAGCGAUCCCUCUGAUGUGGUGCCAAGAACUGCACAGUGUCAAAAUGUCCACUCGGAAAUUUGAUAGAGACGUGCAAGUUCCUCUCUCUUUCGAAACAAUUCGACAGCUCCGAUCGGCGACUUCUCAGUUCCAUGCGUUGGACGCUCUCACUGCAAAACCAGACCAGGUCUCAGUUCCAUGCGUUGGACGCUCUCACUGCAAAACCAGACCAGGCGUACCUGACAAGAGACAACAAACUUCUGUACCAAGACUGUCGUCCCACUGA
This is a messenger RNA of Cylindrotheca closterium, 2421 nucleotides long. Lineage: Eukaryota; Bacillariophyta; Bacillariophyceae; Bacillariales; Bacillariaceae. The record is from the annotation of a GenBank genome assembly.